GUAUCCAAAGUCGAAUACGAGAUAAUUAAUAAUCCUAGAUCAGCAAUCAUAGUCGGUCGAUCAGGGACUGGAAAGACUACUUGUAUAGUCUUUAGACAAAUAGCAUCAUACCUGACAAACAAAUUGGAUAAAAAGCAGAUAUUUAUAACAGUAAGUUACAAUCUAUGCCGUCGGGUAAGAGAAUAUUUCCAUCGGAUACGGGAAUCGGCGGUUCUUGCAGGAAAAAAGAUGUCAAUUGCCGAAUUUAAUGAGUACACAAGAAGGAAGGAGGAGGAGGGUGGCAAUAAUGACAACGAUGUCGAUUUAGUGGAUGAUGAUAUGAUUGAAGAAGACGAUGAAAAGAGGGAUCUGAGUGACAUUCCGAACUCGUUCCAUCUAUUAAAUGAACAUCACUUUCCAUUAUUCAUCACCUAUGACAAGUUCUCCGAAAUGCUUCAAGGGACUUAUGGCAUCGACAUUCAAAAGUUAAUUAUGAAACAAAAAAAUAUUGAAGAUGAUAUAUACACCAGCGAAGAAGAUGAGGAAGAGUUCCCUUUAAUAAACGUAUCCAAUGCGUCUUGGGCUCACUUU
Acaulospora morrowiae is the source of this 570-nucleotide messenger RNA. NCBI's taxonomy places the organism in Eukaryota, Fungi, Glomeromycota, Glomeromycetes, Diversisporales, Acaulosporaceae. The record is from the annotation of a GenBank genome assembly.